Molecule: messenger RNA, 186 nt
Organism: Eremothecium sinecaudum
Lineage: Eukaryota; Fungi; Ascomycota; Saccharomycetes; Saccharomycetales; Saccharomycetaceae
Product: HHL171Wp
Exons: 1
Coding region: 1-186 (61 amino acids)
Source: RefSeq, a predicted model, not a curated record
AUGACCCGCAGUAAACAUUAUGGCCAACAACAAAUGUACUACCAACAGCCAAUGUAUGGCCCACCAGCGCAACCUGUAUACAUUCAACAAGCGCCGCCAAACAAUGACUCUUGUUGUGGUACUUGCUGUAAAGUACUAAUGUGCUGCUGUCUCUACCAAUUAGUGAUGGACUGUCUUACUUAUUAA